AUGCGGCUGCAGGCGACGCUUUUCUUGGUCGCCUCUUGCGUCCCCUCGGCAUUCGCCAUCUACGCUGAUGAGGUCGGUCACAUCGAUUACCACCAUGCGCUGCUAGGUGUUCCUUCAUCUCAGUCCACCUUCUUCCACCGACCGUCCUCCUCUUCAAAUGCCGCUCUUCUGUACACGUUAUCCGAAAAUUCACUUCUUGGAGCGGUCAAUCCGAAAGACGGUUCAUUAUUAUGGAGGCAAAACCUCUCUCGCCCCGCCGUAACGCCCGACCGUGACGCCCAAGGUUUGUUACGUGCCUCUGGAGGAAAAAACGCGGUUGUCAGCGCAUUAGGGGACUACGUUUCCGCGUGGAGCGCUCUAGAUGGAAAGCUGAUAUGGAAGAGCUCAUCACCGGGUAUGCCGGUGGUGGAUCUUGAGCUCUUAGAGCUGGAAGACGCCAGCUCUGCUCCGUUGGUCACUGACGCAAUUGCACUGUCUGGAGGCCAUUCAGGCUCGGUUAGACGAUUGGAUGGGUCAACUGGUGAGGUCAAGUGGGAGUACCAUGAUGAAAGUGGUGAUGUGCCAUUUCAAGUGUCCGCUUCCUCAACUGCUGUCUUUUACGUCUCCCUGCAACCGGCUUUGCUGAAGGGUUACAAAAUCCGCGUCACCUCGCUAGAUCCUCUAACCGGUCGACAAGCGUCUCAGCAGAUUCUCAACUCCGACAGCGAUGUUUCCGGACCGGACUCCGUUCUCUUUGUGGGCGCCAACACCGCGUUUCCUGUCAUCGCCUGGGCAGAUAAGUCGCAUAGGACGUUGAAGGUUAAUGUCAUCGGAACAAAACAAGUGACGCAGGUUAAUAUUGAGAACACCAGCGGAGAAGAUAUCAGGUCCAUCUAUAUCCACGCCCCAAAGGCCCUUAAUGCGCUGCCCCACUUCCUGGUCCAGUACGAGACGGCAUCCGGUUCAUGGGCGGAAGUCUACCACGUUGACUUGGCAUCUUCGACCGUUUCCAAGGCGUACAGUUUGCCUUUUUUGCAGGGAUGGUCUGUCUUCUCUACGGGCACCAAGGACGCCAAUGUUUAUUUCAUCCGGGUCACCGAUUCUGAGACUACAGUUGUGUCGUCUGUCUCUCACGGCAUCAUCGGAAGGUGGACUCAGCACCCUUCCUUAGAUGGUGCUGUGCAUGCGGUUUCAGAGGUAGCCAUGAAAGGCGACUCCGUGGCUGUUCGUUCGGCCAUAGUAUUGGAGUCUGGUGACUGGCAAUUGAUCCAAAAUGGUGCGGUUGGGUGGACUAGACCUGAAGCGCUGUCCGGUGCGCUGGCCGCUAGCUGGGCGGAUGUCGACAGUCAGCAAGAUUUGGCCCAUCAACUCGAAGUUGAAGGUCACGAGAGCCUCCUCAAAGCGUACACGCACCGUGUGAAGCGUCACCUUAAGGAUCUCGAGAACCUUCCCAACUGGCUAAAAGAUCUCCCUAAACGUGUUAUCACCAGCAUCCUGGCUGACGAGGUUUCGAACUUAGACAGCUUUGGCGUCUCCAAACCUGUCAUCGUUGCUACGAAAAACGGAUGGGUCUAUGCUCUGGACAGUGGAAACCACGGCAAAGUCGCCUGGAGCGUCAAAGCUGCUGAAGCGGACACCUGGAAUGUCAAGUCAAUCCAGACUCAGCCCGGACUAGCGACCGUACAAGCUGCUGACGGCAGCUCUGUUACCCUAAACGUUACUACUGGGCAUAUCACUCACACCUCCGCUGCCACAGAUAAGCCCUCAUCUGAAGCCAACACAUCUCCAGACGUGUACACCGUGACGCAAGAAGAUGGGAAAAUACUCGGAUGGAGCUCGAAAGACUCUCGCAUCCCAGUCUGGACGUUCCAGCCCGCGCCAGGCGAGAAGAUCAUCCGCGCCACUGCCCGCCCACCUCACGACCCAGUUGCUUCCAUCGGCAAGGUCCUGGGCAACCGAUCCGUUCUGUACAACACGCACAAAGGAGUGGACACUGCGCAGCCCAUCGCAUCUGCCAUGUCAGAGAACUGGUUCGCAUACUCCUUCUACGCCGAGGGCACCGAUCCCUCUGAGCCCAAGGGUUACCAGCUUGUCAUUUCGGAAAUGUAUGAAUCGCCCAUACCAAACGACCGUGGCCCUCUAGGAUCCGCGUCCAACUACUCCUCCAUUGCCGACCUGCCCCAACCUCACGUCAUCUCCCAGUCCUUCAUCAUCGCAGAGCCAAUCUCUUACAUGGCCGUCACCCAGACCCGCCAGGGCAUCACAACGCGCCAGCUCCUCGCCACACUUCCUGCGUCGAACGCUAUAAUCGGCAUCCCACGUCCAGUCCUCGACCCCCGCCGUCCAGUCGGCCGAGACCCUACUCCUACGGAAGCCGAAGAGGGCCUGAUGAAAUAUGCGCCCUUUCUUGAUUUCGAUGGGCGGUGGUACCUCUCUCACGCGCGUCAGGUGGCAGGCAUCAACACCGUUCUGUCCGCACCCACGCUCCUUGAGAGUACAAGUCUGAUAUUUGGUUUCGGAAACGAUAUUUUCGCGACGAGGGCGACCCCGUCUCAGGCUUUUGAUAUCCUGGGCAAGGGAUUUUCGAAACUGCAGUUGCUUUUGACAAUUGUUGCGCUGGCAAUUGGUGUUUCGAUGUUGGCUCCUAUGGCCCGCAAGAAGAAGAACGAUACUCUUUGGAAAGCGAGGUAG
Molecule: messenger RNA, 2670 nt
Organism: Aspergillus nidulans FGSC A4
Lineage: Eukaryota; Fungi; Ascomycota; Eurotiomycetes; Eurotiales; Aspergillaceae
Exons: 4
Coding region: 1-2670 (889 amino acids)
Cellular component (GO): endoplasmic reticulum membrane; EMC complex
Source: RefSeq, a predicted model, not a curated record